GCACUGUGUACCUGCUGGAGGCCAAGGGGCAUGUGUGUGUGUAAAUUCUUAGUGAUAAAUUGGUCUCAAAUUACGGAUAAACAUGGGGAUUUUAGAGAAGAUCGGGGAAAUAGAGCGGGAGAUUGGCCGUACUCAAAAAAACAAGGCCACUGAAUACCAUCUUGGGCUACUGAAGGCUAAACUUGCAAAGUAUAGGUCACAACUCUUGGAACCAACAACAAAAAGCGGGGCAAAGGGUGAGGGGUUCGAUGUGAUGAAAUCAGGAGAUGCUCGUGUGGCUCUUAUUGGUUUUCCGUCAGUAGGAAAGUCUACACUUCUGAACACCCUCACAAAGACGCAUAGCGAGUCGGCAUCCUAUGCUUUCACCACGCUGACCUGUAUACCUGGGGUCAUUGAUUACAACGGAGCCAACAUUCAACUCCUUGAUCUGCCUGGAAUCAUAGAGGGAGCUUCACAAGGAAAGGGUAGAGGUAGACAGGUCAUCGCGGUUGCUAGGACGGCCGAUCUGGUUGUCAUGAUGCUGGAUGCAAAUAAGGGGGAUGUUCAAAGAGAACUGUUAACAAAAGAGUUGGAAAGUGUUGGUCUGAGACUGAAUAAACCUAAACCGAAUAUAUAUUUCAAGGUUAAAAAAGCCGGUGGGCUAUCAUUUAACUCGACGUUGACGCUCACUAAGUGCAACGAGAAACUUAUCCAGUUGAUUCUUCACGAGUAUAAGAUUUUCAACGCUGAGGUAUUGUUCAGAGAUGACUGCACUGCAGAUGAGUUCAUAGAUGUAAUAUCAGCCAAUAGAAUACAUCUGCCUUGUCUUUAUGUAUACAACAAGAUUGAUCAGACAUCUAUUGAGGAGAUAGAUCGUAUCGCUCGUCAACCCAACAGCCUCGUACUCAGCUGCGAGCUGAAGCUCAAUCUAGACUUCCUCUUGGAGACAGUGUGGGACUACCUCGGGCUCAUCUGUAUCUACACGAAGAGGCGUGGAGAGCGACCUGAUUUUGAGGACGGCAUCAUUAUGAGGAGAGGCUGCACCGUUGAGCAUGUGUGCCAUGCCAUUCAUAGAACACUAGUAAGCAACUUCAAGUAUGCUCUUGUUUGGGGAAGCAGUGUCAAAUACAGUCCACAGCGAGUUGGUCUUCAGCAUUCACUCUGCCAGCAAGACGUCAUACAGAUCGUCAAAAAGUAAAGAGGACAGCUUUAUGACGCUGUUAUUACCAGUCCGCGAAAUGCUUAAAGCCAUGCCCAACUGUUGGGCUAGUCUUUGCUCAAUUCUGAAGUGAAUACUUUAUGUAUCAAUUUACACAUUCACAACACACACAAGUUCCGCUUGACCUUGCAAAGAAAAGUCUUAUUUUACAUUGGAGUCAUUUUACAUCAUUAAUUGUACAGCCAGUAGCUGGUUAAUCUUAAAAAAAUAUUCAUAAAUUAUGAAUAAAUGUAUUAAUUAACUGUGCUUCCUUUUGAGUUUUUUGUUGUUGUUAUGCAUUUCUGGAGAAAAAAAGGAACGGCUCUCAAAAAUGCUUUUUACAUCUCGCAAAUUUGUAGAUGUUGUGUUAUCCACAGUCACCUGAGAUUAUAAGAUGUUUUGAUUAUGAUUUUAUGAGAACUCAUUUGUGUUGAAAGAGCAAUAAAGGUAACACUGAAUUUAUUUAAUAUGCCACACAGUUGAUUCUGACUGGCACCCAAACAAAAUGUAUUAACAUAAUAGGUAGACCCCCCCCCCCCCAACAUAUUCCUUGGCUUCACUAGACUAGACUAUCUUUAUGAGAAAGAGCUCUAUACAAUGUUCAACUUGUAAAUUGUUUUUUUAUUUGAAAAACAAAAUAUUAAAGAAGAUCUCAUUUAAUUUUUAAAUAAGACACUGCUCUAG
Asterias rubens (European starfish) is the source of this 1861-nucleotide messenger RNA. RefSeq names its product developmentally-regulated GTP-binding protein 2-like. Gene Ontology annotation, cellular component: cytoplasm. The record is from RefSeq and is a predicted model, not a curated record. Gene Ontology annotation, biological process: cytoplasmic translation. The transcript is spliced from 13 exons. Gene Ontology annotation, molecular function: GTPase activity; GTP binding. The coding region runs from base 83 to 1177 and encodes 364 amino acids. NCBI's taxonomy places the organism in Eukaryota, Metazoa, Echinodermata, Asteroidea, Forcipulatida, Asteriidae.